UGUGUUUCCGUGCUCUUUCUCGAUCUGCUGCUACUUUCUUCUGAAAUCUCCGGGUCGGCCGUCGAGUCUCUGCCUCGGUUCGGACCUCUUCCGUUCGAACUAGAAACAGGAUACAUAGGAGUGGAUGAGAAGGAUGAUGUGCAACUCUUCUACUACUUCAUCCCAUCAGAAGGCAACCCCCAAGACGAUCCCUUGGUGCUUUGGCUCACCGGCGGCCCCAGUUGCUCCGCUCUCUCUGGACUCAUUUACGAGAUAGGCCCCCUACGUUUUAACAAGACCAAGUAUGACGGCAGAUUACCAUCCUUAAUGCUGAAUCCUUACUCUUGGACCAAGGUCUCCAGCAUAAUCUUUCUAGACGCGCCUGUUGGCACGGGUUUCUCUUAUUCAACGAGCGUGGAUGGUUACGAAACUGGAGACAAAGAUCAUGCUCGCCAGAGUCGUAUUUUCCUGGAAAAGUGGUUGCUCAGUCAUCCGAGUUUCAUUGAAAACAACGUAUAUAUCACCGGCGACUCUUAUUCAGGCAAGGUCGUUCCGUUAAUUGCUCGAGAAAUAUUAGAAGCGAGUAACAACAUUUUGCAGAGACCUCUGAUAAAUCUCAAUGGUUAUCUGCUAGGAAAUCCUGUGACAGAUUCAGUAUUCGACGAAGGUUCAAGAAUUCCCUUUGCGUACCAUAAAGCGCUAACACCGAAAGAGCUUUACGAGUCAGCUAAAAGGAACUGCCAAGGAGAAUAUGUCCGAUUCAACCAAACUCAUCUUAAGUGUGCAGAGGAUCUUCAAACUAUCUCAGAAUGCACUAAUAGAGUAAAUAAGGGACACAUUCUUGAGCCAAAAUGUGAUAUCUAUAACCCAUCACACAAACUUCUUGAAAGUCGAAGAUAUAUGGCAGAGAUAUAUGAAGAUACUUGGCAGGCGCCACCAGAAAUCCCCGCAUUCCAUUGUCGGCAAUAUUUUGACCUGUUGUGCGACGUUUGGGCAAACGAUCCUGCCGUUCAAGAGUCCCUUCACGUUAGACAGGGUAUAUUAAGGUCUUGGGUGAGAUGCAACAGAAGCUUAGCUUACGCCCACAAUGUCCGCAGCACUGUGAGCCAUCACCUAUAUUUGAAUAGCAGAGGAUGCCACGCCCUAAUAUACAGUGGAGAUCAGGACAUGGUAAUCCCGUACUUGGGUACGCAAUCCUGGAUCAAUACUCUUAAUCUAUCCAUCGUGGAUGAUUGGCGGCCAUGGAUGGUCGGCGAUCAAGUUGCCGGAUUUUCGAGGGAAUACUCAAACGGUUUUACUUUCGCGACGGUGAAGGGAGGAGGUCACACUGCUCCAGAGUACCUGCCUGAGGAGUGCUUUGCAAUGUACAAAAGAUGGAUCCAUCACGAGCCAUUGUAA
Syzygium oleosum is the source of this 1377-nucleotide messenger RNA. RefSeq names its product serine carboxypeptidase-like 7. The transcript is spliced from 14 exons. Gene Ontology annotation, biological process: secondary metabolic process; proteolysis. Gene Ontology annotation, molecular function: acyltransferase activity, transferring groups other than amino-acyl groups; serine-type carboxypeptidase activity. NCBI's taxonomy places the organism in Eukaryota, Viridiplantae, Streptophyta, Magnoliopsida, Myrtales, Myrtaceae. The record is from RefSeq and is a predicted model, not a curated record. The annotation marks the transcript as partial.